Trichomycterus rosablanca is the source of this 1062-nucleotide messenger RNA. RefSeq names its product macrophage mannose receptor 1-like. Bases 127 to 1062 code for a protein of 311 amino acids. The record is from RefSeq and is a predicted model, not a curated record. Lineage: Eukaryota; Metazoa; Chordata; Actinopteri; Siluriformes; Trichomycteridae. The transcript has 5 exons.
AUUUAAAUUGAUAAAGUUUAUAUUUAAUAACAAUGUAUAAAAGGUGUUAACAUCUAUUUUCUCCUAGUGAUUCAUAAGUAACACGUUCAUCUGGAAACAAGACCUUCAUCUGGAACACCAUCAUCUAUGGAGACACAGUUUCUGUUCAUCAAACUGUUUUUUACAGGAAUCAGCCCAAUCAUCUCGUCUGUCCCUCGUAAGUACUAUCUGAUUACAUCUGGAAAAACAUGGGAUGAUGCCCGAGCUUACUGCCAAGCCAACCACGAUGACCUGGCGAUCAUCGACAGUGCUGCUAACAUGCUCAGACUUCAAACGGAAGCACAGGGAACACUAAAUAAUUUUGACAUAUUGAUUGGGAUGUACCUCAAUCCUAAUAGCUUCCUCUGGUCCUACAGAAAUGAGUCACUAGGAAGUUUUACUAACUGGAUGACAGGAUACCCCAGUAAUGCAGGAGGAAAAUUAAACUGUGUCCUGCUAACUCAGUCGGGUUGGUAUAAUGUGGGAUGUACACUACUGCGAGCCUUCAUAUGCUAUGAUGACAGCAGAACCGGUGCUGACCGUUACAUUUACUACUCUACUGUAAAGACCUGGUCUGAAGCUCAGAGUUUCUGCAGACAGAAUCACACAGAUCUGGCCAGCGCAAGAACUGCAACUGAACACUCGGAUAUAAUGGGAAAAAUCUCUGGUGACACCUGGUUCGGCCUUUUCAAAGAACCCUGGAAGUGGGUGGACCAAACCGACAUGUCUCUUCCAUGGUAUCCUGGACAACCUGAUAAUUACUAUGGAGAUGAAAAUGUUGGCUAUAUGUAUAAUUUUCUGGUCGCUGAUAUAUACAGUACCAUCGUUCGGUCCUUUCUGUGUCACAGAGAUGUUACUGGACAGCAGCAGAUCCUGAGAUUUAAGGUGGAGUCGAAUCAGGACGUUAAUGAUCCCACAAUAAAGGCUGCACUCUUGGAGAUGAUCCAGCAGAAACUGAAGGAUCAUGGGAUAGAACAGAACAUCACACUGAAAUGGAGAAAGCAACCAGAUGGAGUGGUGUUCCACAAGAUGGAGAUACAUUAA